AUGCUUCAUACCUCUACACCUGUCUCUGCUUUCUGUGAGCUUGAUGGCCCUCAGCAGUCCCUCCCAUUAUUGACACAUCAAACAGAGAUGUUUUGUCCAUCAUUAUCAUUCAUCUUGAUCACUCUGCAAGAAGAGAUGUCAUUUUCUUCUCCUAAACUGAUGGGACACACUCCUUCCUGCAUCUUCAAUGUAUCAUCUCGCUCAACCACACCCAUCACCUCUCAUCAACCUACACCCAAGGUUGCAAAUGAAUCCAAGAUCCCAAAACCAGAGGGUGAGGUGGGGCAACUUGGCUGUGGCGGUUACUCAUUGGAAACUGCACUUAGCUGGGAUGCCAAGCGCUUCAAGAAGUUGAAGGAUUGUCUUCAAAAGUCAAUCGAGAAGCACUGUGACAUUAGCAAGAGCAAGAAACACCAAGAUUCUGCUGCACCGGAUAUUGUUAAGAAUGAGACCCUCACUUGCUUUUCGGAACUACAAGACUACGAAGGCUGUUGGCCAGUUGGAGAUAUUAUUCAGAUGCAACUGAAGAACACAUCCACCAAGGAGUGA
This is a messenger RNA of Suillus subaureus, 549 nucleotides long. RefSeq lists its product as uncharacterized. The transcript has 4 exons. The record is from RefSeq and is a predicted model, not a curated record. Bases 1 to 549 code for a protein of 182 amino acids. Lineage: Eukaryota; Fungi; Basidiomycota; Agaricomycetes; Boletales; Suillaceae.